CAGAUCGGUGAGAGAGAAGUAGAGAAUUCGGCGAUUGAGACUCUGGAAUGUUCGGAUCGGAGACAGGGGGGUCAGAUCGGAGAAACACGGCCAAACUCAAGAAUGCCGACCAUGUUCUCCGAAUUCAUCUAUCUCAGAGCUCCAGAUCUCUUUCGCAUCUUUCCUCCUUCAAGCUCCUCACAUUUUACGGCACACCGCCACCGCCACCGCCACCGC
Molecule: messenger RNA, 216 nt
Organism: Camellia sinensis
Lineage: Eukaryota; Viridiplantae; Streptophyta; Magnoliopsida; Ericales; Theaceae
Source: RefSeq, a predicted model, not a curated record